Messenger RNA from Suillus subaureus, 1794 nucleotides. RefSeq lists its product as uncharacterized. NCBI's taxonomy places the organism in Eukaryota, Fungi, Basidiomycota, Agaricomycetes, Boletales, Suillaceae. The transcript has 7 exons. The record is from RefSeq and is a predicted model, not a curated record. The coding region runs from base 1 to 1794 and encodes 597 amino acids.
AUGUAUGAAGCACAACUCAUUGAUGCCAAGGAUGAGAAGAACCUGUACUACCCAUUCACUUCGAAGAUCAAAUGGGAGGUAGCACAUUGGGCCAAGCUUCGUGGGUCAAGCUCUACUGUGUUUACAGACUUGCUAUCUAUUGAUGGGGUCAUCGUCGCUGGUGAAUCAUUUGAUGUAUAUUACCAUGAUAUCAUUGAAUGCAUUAAGUCAUUAUAUGGGGAUCCUGACUUUGCCCGAUAUCUCACAUUUUCCCCGGAGUGGCACUAUGCUGAUGAUGAUGAGACUGUUCAUUUAUUCCACAACAUGCAUAUUGGCAAAUGGUGGUGGGAAAUGCAGAAAAAACUUGAUGCACAACAUCCUGGUGGAACUAUAGUUCCAAUUAUCAUUUCCUCCGACAAAAUGCAAGUGACAAUGUUUCGCAACAUACCAAAGGAACUUCACCACAAGCCUUCAUCUGGUAGUCAUGUCCUUCUUGCUUAUCUGCCAACAAGCUGCCUCAAACACAUUACAAACAAAGUGUCUCAUUGUCGUGCUAUUGUGAAUUUGUACCACAUGUGUUUACACUGUGUGCUUGCUCCACUCAUACCUGCUAGAACAGAGGGCAUUUCAAUGUGUAGCAGUGAUGGUGCUUGUUGUCAUUGUCAUCCAAUAUUUGCUAGUUUUGUCAGUGACUACCCAGAACAACUCCUGACUACAGGUGUCAAGUUUGGAGAGUGCCCAAAGUGUGAUGUCAAUGCCAAGGAUACAGGAAGUAAUACAAUGCAAUUUCACUUGCAAAAACUUAGUGAGGUACUGGACGCACUUGCUGCAUUCAACGACGGAAACUUAGUGUUUGUUUGUGCAUGUGCUGCUGCUGGCAUCAGACCUAUCAUUCAUCCUUUUUGGGAGGAUCUUCCUUUCACGAAUAUCUUUCGUGCUAUCACACCAGAUGUCCUGCACCAGCUAUAUCAAGGUUUGAUCAAGCACCUCCUGUCAUGGUUGUCAGCAGCUUGUGGAGGGGCCAAGAUUGAUGCCCAUUUGUGUGGCCUACUCGACUUCUUAUAUCUCGCACAAUACCCUUAUCAUAGCUCAGAGACACUUCACUCACUAGACAAGGCAUUGGAUCUUUUCCAUCAAAACAAAGACAUUUUUAUUCAACUCAGUAUCCAUAAUAAUUUCAACUUACCAAAGUUGCACACAGUGCAUCAUUACCACCUCAUGAUCACAUUGUUUGGUACAACAGACAACUACAAUACUGAAUACACUGAGCACCUCCACAUUGACUUAGCAAAGGAUGCUUAUCGCACUACCAACCACAAGGACAACAUUCAAAAAUUGGUUGAAGAUUACGGCAUGACUCAUUUUCGUGAGGCCCUUGCAUGCUACAUUGUGCACAAACAUCAAGGUGAUCAUUCAGUGCCACUCCAUGAUCGAGAACUUGAUCAUUUGGUGGGUGACAUUCACUUUCCUUUCUACCAUCUGCCUGUCUUUCACAAGAUCAAAUGGUGCUCUAUUGAUACUGGUGGUUUAACCAAGGGACAUGUUACCUUGGACAGUUUGGGCUCUUGGCUCAUUCAUCGGCACUCUGACACUGUUUUUGUUAGACUUGGUGAAGACUUGGUUACAAAUGAUCUCAAAGGUUUCAGUGUGGGGCAAGUUCAAGUUAUAUUCUCCUUGCCCCCAAAGUCUUUACAAUUGCUCUUCCCACCCACUGUCAACAUUCCUCCUCACCUCGCAUAUAUCAAAUGGUUCACUCCCUUCCCUUCUGCACCUGACCAAAACAACAGACUGUAUAAACUCUCAAGAUUGUUGUGA